Messenger RNA from Magallana angulata, 816 nucleotides. RefSeq names its product wnt inhibitory factor 1-like. Gene Ontology annotation, cellular component: membrane. The transcript has 2 exons. Gene Ontology annotation, biological process: cell communication. The coding region runs from base 1 to 816 and encodes 271 amino acids. Gene Ontology annotation, molecular function: scavenger receptor activity. The record is from RefSeq and is a predicted model, not a curated record. Lineage: Eukaryota; Metazoa; Mollusca; Bivalvia; Ostreida; Ostreidae.
AUGAAGCAUGGACGGUGUUUGGCAAAUGGGAGUUCUGAAUGUGAAAGCAAUUACUAUGGUCCAGACUGUGAAGUAUUUUGUAACAGCAGCAUGCCACAUGGAACUUGCAGUGCAAAUGGGACGGCUGUUUGUGAGGUUAAUUUCUUUGGCAAACACUGUGAAAUAUUUUGUAAUGAAAGCAUGAAGCAUGGACGGUGUUUGGCAAAUGGGAGUUCUGAAUGUGAAAGCAAUUACUAUGGUCCAGACUGUGAAGUAUUUUGUAACAGCAGCAUGCCACAUGGAACUUGCAGUGCAAAUGGGACGGCUGUUUGUGAGGUGAAUUUCUUUGGCAAACACUGUGAAAGAUUUUGUAAUGAAAGCAUGAAGCAUGGACGGUGUUUGGCAAAUGGGAGUUCUGAAUGCAAAAGCAAUUACUAUGGUCCAGACUGUGAAGUAUUUUGUAACAGCAGCAUGCCACAUGGAAAUUGCAGUGCAAAUGGGACGGUUGUUUGUGAGGUGAAUUUCUUUGGCAAACACUGUGAAAGAUUUUGUAAUGAAAGCAUGAAGCAUGGACGGUGUUUGGCAAAUGGGAGUUCUGAAUGUGAAAGCAAUUACUAUGGUCCAGACUGUGAAGUAUUUUGUAACAGCAGCAUGCCACAUGGAACUUGCAGUGCAAAUGGGACGGCUGUUUGUGAGGUGAAUUUCUUUGGCAAACACUGUGAAAGAUUUUGUAAUGAAAGCAUGAAGCAUGGACGGUGUUUGGCAAACGGGAGUUCUGAAUGUGAAAGCAAUUACUAUGGUGCAGACUGUGAAUGCAAAUGGGACGGCUGUUUGUGA